AUGGCUACCAACAGCAUCAAGUUACUGACCGGCAAUAGCUAUCCUGAGCUCGCAGCUCUAGUAGCUGAUCGACUUGGAAUCGAGCUCACCAAGAUCCUCGUGCUUCAAUACUCGAACCAGGAGACUUCCGUGACUAUCGGAGAGUCGGUCCGAGACGAAGAUGUCUUCAUCCUACAAUCUACGCCACCAGGCGAUAUCAACGAUGCGCUCAUGGAGCUGCUGAUCAUGAUUAAUGCGUGCAAAACGGCUUCUGCUCGCCGCAUUACUGCUGUGAUUCCAAACUUCCCUUAUGCUCGCCAGGAUAAAAAGGACAAGUCACGCGCGCCUAUCACGGCAAAACUCAUGGCAAACAUGCUUCAAACUGCUGGUUGCAACCAUGUCAUCACGAUGGACCUCCACGCCAGCCAGAUUCAGGGCUUCUUCAAUGUGCCUGUAGACAACCUCUACGCAGAACCGAGUACGCUCAGAUGGAUUCGUGAGAAUCUGGACGUCAAGGACUGUGUUAUUGUCAGCCCAGAUGCAGGAGGUGCAAAGAGGGCAACUUCGAUAGCCGAUGGCUUGAACCUUGGCUUUGCCCUCAUUCACAAGGAGCGAACACGCCCGAAUGAGGUUUCGCGAAUGGUUCUGGUCGGAGAUGUACGAGGCAAGACAGCCAUCCUGGUCGACGACAUGGCCGACACAUGCGGAACGCUCGUUAAGGCGGCGGACGUGCUGAUCUCCGAGGGUGCAAAGGAUGCGCUCGCAAUUGUCACACACGGCAUCCUGAGUGGCAACGCCAUCGAAGCUCUCAACGGCAGUAAACUCAAGAAGAUCGUUGUCACCAAUACCGUACCUCAUGAGGAUAAGAAGGAGCUGUGCGAUCGUAUCGAGACGAUUGACAUCAGUCCUACUCUUGCCGAGGCCUGCAGGCGUACCCACAAUGGCGAGAGUGUUAGUUUCCUCUUCAAGCACGCGCCUGUCGACUAA
Alternaria burnsii is the source of this 966-nucleotide messenger RNA. RefSeq names its product ribose-phosphate pyrophosphokinase 4. The record is from RefSeq and is a predicted model, not a curated record. The transcript has 5 exons. NCBI's taxonomy places the organism in Eukaryota, Fungi, Ascomycota, Dothideomycetes, Pleosporales, Pleosporaceae. The coding region runs from base 1 to 966 and encodes 321 amino acids. Gene Ontology annotation, biological process: 5-phosphoribose 1-diphosphate biosynthetic process; ribonucleoside monophosphate biosynthetic process; purine nucleotide biosynthetic process. Gene Ontology annotation, molecular function: magnesium ion binding; ribose phosphate diphosphokinase activity. Gene Ontology annotation, cellular component: ribose phosphate diphosphokinase complex; cytoplasm.